Molecule: messenger RNA, 816 nt
Organism: Rhizophagus irregularis DAOM 181602=DAOM 197198
Lineage: Eukaryota; Fungi; Glomeromycota; Glomeromycetes; Glomerales; Glomeraceae
Source: RefSeq, a predicted model, not a curated record
AUGUAUCAAUGUAACUUUUGUAAACGUUGUUUUUCACGAAAACAAGACCUGACCCAAUAUUGUCACCAGCUUCACACAUAUACCAACUAUUCUCGUACAUUAAAUUGGGUUCAGGAUCAACAAUCAAGUUCUAAUAAUAAUAUACGGCAAAAAACUAUUGAUAAUAAUGUUUGGAAUGAAAUUGAAGGUUUAGAUAUUUUUUUACAAAUAACAAGUGCUGACGACAAACAAAAUAAUGAGAAAUCAGAUUUGAACAAUACAGCAGAUGCACCUAUGGCCUUCAAUAAAUAUGAAAAUGAUGAUUAUACAGAUGAUGAAUAUCAUGAAAUUACCCGAUCGCGAGAAAGUAAAAGCAUCUCUUCUACAGCAUCAAGCGAAGAUUUUUGUGGUGUGAGUUUAGCUGAUGCGUAUAAAGACUUGAAUAACAAUCCAGAACAAACAUUAUGGCCUAGUGAAACGUACAAAGAAUUUAUGAUGGCUGUAACACAAUAUCGUCUUUCUGACGCAGCCGCUGAUUCUAUGUUACGUAUACUAAAAAAACAUUGUACUGAUCAACUUCCUGGAUCUACUAGGAAAGGGCGUACAUUUAUUGACAAUAUGGAUGUUAAAGGUUUACAAUUUAAAGAAAAAGAACUCAUUAUAUUUGAAGAAGAAAUUUAUAAAUUACAUUAUAGGCCAAUUUAUGAUGCAAUAAAAAGUUUGGUUUCGAAUUCUGAUUUGACUAAAGAUUUUCUUUUCGAUUAUGAUGAACAAUGGGAAUAUGGUCUUAAUGGAUCACUCGUACGUGUUUAUUCUGAACAGAAUACAGCAGACUGA